AGAUCCUCUACAACCGCACCAUGGUCCAGCUGGGCAUCUGCGCCUUCCGCCAGGGCCUGAUCAAGGACGCGCACAACGCCCUGCUGGACAUCCAGAGCUCCGGCCGCGCCAAGGAGCUGCUGGGCCAGGGGCUGCUCCUGCGCAGCCUCCAGGAGCGCAACGCCGAGCAGGAGAAGGUGGAGAAGCGGCGCCAGGUGCCCUUCCACAUGCACGUCAACCUGGAGCUGCUGGAGUGCGUCUACCUGGUGGCGGCCAUGCUGCUG
Messenger RNA from Pyrgilauda ruficollis (rufous-necked snowfinch), 263 nucleotides. Its product is annotated as eukaryotic translation initiation factor 3 subunit C-like. Gene Ontology annotation, molecular function: RNA binding; translation initiation factor activity; translation initiation factor binding. The annotation marks the transcript as partial. Gene Ontology annotation, cellular component: eukaryotic translation initiation factor 3 complex. The transcript has a single exon. NCBI's taxonomy places the organism in Eukaryota, Metazoa, Chordata, Aves, Passeriformes, Passeridae. The record is from RefSeq and is a predicted model, not a curated record. Gene Ontology annotation, biological process: translational initiation.